This is a messenger RNA of Balaenoptera musculus (blue whale), 4088 nucleotides long. RefSeq names its product UEV and lactate/malate dehyrogenase domains (gene UEVLD). Gene Ontology annotation, biological process: carboxylic acid metabolic process; protein transport; endosome to lysosome transport. The record is from RefSeq and is a predicted model, not a curated record. Gene Ontology annotation, cellular component: ESCRT I complex. Lineage: Eukaryota; Metazoa; Chordata; Mammalia; Artiodactyla; Balaenopteridae. The coding region runs from base 142 to 1596 and encodes 484 amino acids. The transcript has 13 exons. Gene Ontology annotation, molecular function: ubiquitin binding; oxidoreductase activity, acting on the CH-OH group of donors, NAD or NADP as acceptor.
AGUGCGGAAGGAGAUUCCGGGCUUGGGGUCUCAGAACCGGACUCGCUGUUCUGGCUGGAGAUGGAGUUCAACAGUGAGGGUCUGAGGCGACUGCUUGGCAAGGGCAACCAAGGUAAUAUUUCUGAGACUACAUCUGGAUGAAUGAGGAGGCAGUUCACUCAACCUGACUGCAAACCUUUGCAUGCUUUCUGUUUUCCCUAUGAAACCCAGCUGCGGUACCAGUACAAGUUCAGGGAUCUAACUAUGGAAGAACUGAAGAAUGUAAAUAUGUUUUUCCCACAUUUCAGAUAUUCCAUGGAUACCUAUGUUUUCAAAGAUAGUUCCCAGAAAAACCUGCUGAAUUUCACUGGCACGAUUCCUGUGAUGUAUCAGGGUAAUACAUAUAACAUACCAAUUCGUUUGUGGAUUUUGGAUUCUCACCCUUUUGCUCCCCCCAUUUGCUUCUUAAAGCCAACUGCAAACAUGGGAAUCUCAAUUGGAAAACAUGUGGAUACUCAAGGCAGAAUAUACUUGCCCUAUCUCCAAAACUGGAGCCAUCCUAAAUCUGUCAUUGUUGGAUUAAUUAAAGAAAUGAUUGCCAAGUUUCAAGAAGAACUUCCCCUGUAUUCUCUAUCAUCAUCUGAUGAGGCACAGCAGGUAGACUUGCUAGCCUAUAUUGCAAAAAUCACUGAAGGUGUCUCAGAUAUAAAUUCAAAGAACUGGGCAAAUCAUGAGAAUAAAACAGUCAAUAAAAUUACCGUGGUUGGCAGUGGAGAACUGGGAAUUGCCUGCACAUUAGCAAUUUCAGCAAAGGGCAUUGCAGACAGACUGGUCCUCUUAGACCUCUCCGAAGGGACUAAAGGAGUGAUGAUGGACCUUGACAUAUUCAACCUGCCUAAUGUGGAGAUCAGCAAAGAUUUGUCUGCCUCUGCUCAUUCCAAGGUGGUGAUCUUCACAGUCAACUCUCUGGGUAGUUCUCAGUCCUACCUCGAUGUGGUGCAGAGCAAUGUGGAUAUGUUCAGAGCCUUUGUUGCAGCUCUGGGACAUUAUAGUCCACAUGGCAUCCUGCUCGUUGCAUCUCAACCAGUGGAAAUCAUGACCUAUGUGACGUGGAAACUGAGUGCAUUUCCUGCAAAUCGAGUGAUUGGAAUUGGUUGCAAUCUGGAUUCACAGAGAUUACAAUAUAUUAUUACAAAUGUUUUGAAGGCACAGACUUCAGGAAGAGAAGUAUGGGUUAUUGGUGAGCAGGGAGAAGACAAAGUGCCCACAUGGGGUGGCCAAGAGGAUGUAACGAGGCAUAACUCUCAGGUGCAGCUGUCCAACAGAGCCAUGGAACUGUUAAGGGUAAAAGGUCAAAGAUCCUGGUCUGUUGGACUGUCAGUAGCCGACCUGGUUGACAGUAUUGUGAAUGAUAAAAAGAAAGUGCAUUCUGUAUCAGUUUUAGCAAAGGGAUAUUAUGAUAUAAAUAGUGAAGUGUUUUUAAGUUUGCCUUGCAUCCUUGGAACCAGUGGAGUGUCUGAAGUCAUCAAGACCACAGUGAAAGAAGAUACAGUGACUGAGAAACUCCAAAGCAGCGCAUCAUCAAUACAUGGUCUCCAGCAACAGUUAAAACUUUGAUUCUAAAGUUCAGAGUUACUUGAAAGGAAAGGUCAUUUAAUUUUACCAACAUAUAUAUAGGGCUGAGAACUUCUGUGUCUUAUUAUUUAUACUUACAAACUGCUUGGUUAAGGUAGAUGGUUUCUUGGCUGGCUUUGUAAUAUGAAUCCUUAGGUAGUUAGAUAAGAAGGAAAAAAAUCUAAUUUUCUUUGUUGUUCUUGAGAUAUCUAUACCGUUCUUUAAACCUACAGCAGAGAUAAACAUUCAUCUGCAAUAUGCAUCAUUUUAAAAUUAUGUAUCCUCAAUUAGCAAAACAGCACUUUGGGAAUACUUUGAAAAUGAUACGUUUUUAAAGGAAAAUUACUCUUUGACUGUUACAAUAACCAUGAUAAGCCGAAGGCCCAGUAUGGAUUUACAGAAUCUGUGCCAGCUAUACACCCAAAGGAUCCACAAUUUAAGCUAUUAAUUUUUCUUCUUUAAAAUACAGUUGGUAUUAAUAAGAAAGCAUUUUGUUUCCCCUCUUCCAUUAAUUAGCUACCAAAAAAAUGGAAAAUAAUUUUACACGUACUUUAAAAUAGUAAAAAGGAAAAUGAAAUUUUUUAAUAUAUGAAGAAAAAGUAUACUUUAAUUUCCAGUGGGACUGUCCUUUCUGGAAUUUUCUAUAACCUCUUCCUGGGCUAUAUAAGAUCUCCGACAUCUCAAGAACGCACUGUGACAUAAGUAGAACCAUAGAGAAUGUGUAUUUUUAGUGCAAGUAAGUUAUGAAUGAAAGCCAAGCAGUUUACUUUAAAGCUAAAAUAUGAGGCUUUCAUAAAAGCCAUUGGUCUUAAUGGGGAGAGGUUGGGUGGGCUGAUUGUCUGAGCAAAUCCUUUAACUACUCCUGAAGAAAUGAUUUACUUUGGUGAUGGGUCAAUAAUGACAAUAUCUUCAUAUGUGAAAGUUAGCAUAUUAUUACGAAUGUGACACACAACUAAUAGCAACAACUAACAUCAACACUUCUAGUAUUUCUGGCAGUGUGAUGAGCACUUUACUGUUUUAUUCCUCAGGAUUAUUUAUUAAUCCUCACAGUAACCCACUGAGGUAGGGACUAUUAUCAUCAUUUUAUAGAGGAGAAAAUUGAGGUUUAGUGCCCAAGAUCUCAUGACUAAGGGACACUUAUAUACAACCUCUACUUUUUCUAAGUACUAGAAGAGGGAAAAAGCAUAAAAGCAGAAAUAGUUACCACAAGACCCUAAAGCUGGGGUUCUAUACUCUUAUAUUCUCAUGUAGAGGCUUUUUUUUUUCAAUAUAGUUUUUAGAAAGACUGAUUCUCUGACUUCCCAGACUUGCCCUCAGCAACUAGCUGGGGGGGAUGGGGGAGGUAUGCACUGAAGUAGGCGUUUAGUUAUGUAGUCAUUCAGUUAAAUAACUGGGAGCCUGCUAUACACCAGAUGCCAUACUGGGCACUGCAGAUACAGUGGUGAGCAAACCUGGACUAGGUACAAGCCCUCAUGGUGCUUAUAAUCUAGUAUGGAAACAGUAAUCAAGUCUCACAAAUAAAUGUACAAUUGCAAGUGUAAUAAGCGCUGUGAAGAAGUCCCAGGUGCUUUGAAAGCAUAUUAUAGGUAACCUAAACCUGGUCAAUGAGAUAGGAGCCAGAUGGAUUAUAAGGGCAGACAUACCUUAGGUAGAGAGGAAACAGUCAAACUAAUGCUGAUUUAGCAUAAUAAUGGAUGCUUAUAAUGAUGAGCUUAAAUCAUAAAGAAAAGGUGAAAUUAUAUUCAGUGUUCCAUGUUUAAGUAGAAAGGUAUUUAAUAUGCUUGGAAAGAUUCACACCAUAAUGAACUAGUGUAAAAACAUUGGCCAUUUGAAGAGAAGAGCAUUAGUUCUGUGUAAUUUCACUGCAUGGGUAGGUUAUUUUGGUGUUAACUCUAAUAGUAUAUCCUCACUGUCCUUUUGUAUGAAAUAAGAAAGUAAAACUAAAAGGACCAUUUCUUGUGUUUUUAAAGUCGCCUUUUCUAAUAUCAGAUACCUAAUUGUGCUCUUGAACAAUAACCUAAUUACAAGAUACUGUAUAAAUAGAUGAAUUGCUAAGAAUUCACUACAUUAAUUAUAAAAGGAACAUGUCACUACAACAAUACUUAUUGCGUCUGUUAUUCCGGGUACUGUGUUAGAAUCUGAGUAGUCAAAAGAUGAGUAAUAAUAGCCCUUGCCCUACAGAAGCCCACAAUAUAGAAGUAAUUCUAUCAGAUAUUUCCUUGAGUGUUGAGUAUUAUAAAUCAUAUAGUAAGUUCCAUAUGUAAGUCAAGAAGCAGUACCACCACCACCUCACUGUGAUUUGGUGAUAAUUUGACAUUCAUGAUGCUUCUAUUAACUUUCACUUUUUUCAUCUUUCCAAAAUCAUGCAGUGUCUCUUGUCAUGGUUUUUAAUGGGGCUUGGAUUAAAAUGCUUCUUUGAUAUUGUAACAGAUAAAUAUUUUAUUUUCCAAUUUACAUUAUAGUUAUUCUUAAAUAUCAAGAAUAAUGAAUAAAAU